Messenger RNA from Miscanthus lutarioriparius, 627 nucleotides. Lineage: Eukaryota; Viridiplantae; Streptophyta; Magnoliopsida; Poales; Poaceae. The record is from the annotation of a GenBank genome assembly.
AUGGCGGCCCCGUCCUCCUCGUCCGCGACGCCCUCCCCGUACACGACGCUCGUUGGGCGCGUGAGCUGCGAGCGCGAGAUCAAGCGCAGCAAGUUCAUCGCCGUCGCCGCCCCCGUCCCCAACGAGCGUGCCGCCAUGGCCUUCCUGGACCAGGUCAAGGAUCCACGUGCUACCCAUAAUUGCUGGGCAUACAAGCUUGGAGAGCAAUUCCGUUACAAUGAUGAUGGUGAACCUUCUAGCACAGCUGGGAAGCCAAUAUACUCUGCCAUCAUUUCCUCUGGCAUCGAUAUGGUCAUGGUGGUUGUGAUUAGAUAUUUUGGAGGCAUAAAACUGGGAACCGGUGGACUGGUGAGAGCUUAUGGUGGGGUUGCUUCUGAAUGUCUUAAAGAUGCUCCUACUUGUCUUGUGAAACCAAAGGCUCGUGUGGGUAUGGAGGUACCAUUUGAUCUGUUGGGCACGGUCUAUCAUCAGCUGCAACAUUUCCAAGCUGAAGAUAUUAAACAGGACUACGACACUGGAAAAGAUGGUACUGUUAUGGUCAUGUUCGAAAUGGAAUAUGAAAAAAUUGAGAAUCUUGGAAAUGCAGUGAAUUCAGCUUGUAGCAGGAAAAUAGAACUAUAUCUAUAA